AUGUUCCAAGGAAAGAGGUAUCAACCAAAUACAAAAUUUGAAUUCAUAAACUAUGAACAAUCAUCAUCACAAUCUUUUAAAAAUGGGAAAAAAACUAAAUCUCAAAUACCAUAUACAAUGAAAUUCCAAUUAGAUGGUAUUAAACCAAGAUCUCAAACCUCAAUAAUUCAUAAUGAUACUCAACAGAAUAAAUAUGUACCAUUAGAACAACAACAUACUUUCAUUUCUGGAAGGAAUCAUCCAAAAAAUUCAAGAAAAGCUUCAUAUACAAUAUCAACAAAUAAUCAAAAACAAACAUUAUUAAACUUGAUGUUAGGAAAAUCAUUAUUUUCUGCAAAAUCUAAACUAGAUACUUGGUCUGAAAUUAUUAAAGACUAUAAUGAAUUAUAUAAUUUGGAUAAUAAAGAAGGUUUAACUGUACAACAUGCAAGAGUUAAAUAUAAUCAAAUAUUAUCAAUUGCAAAAGGGAAACAAUUAAAUGGUGGGGAUUUAACAAAUUAUGAGAUAUUAGCAUUGAAAUAUGAUGAUUCUAAAACAAAUUUCAAAUAUAAUUAUAAUAAAGAUGUUAAAUUAGAUUCAAAAUAUGAGAAUAAAACCCCUAAAUUUACAAAAAUUUAUGAAAUUAUAAUUGAAUUAGAAACAAAAAUUAAUAAUUUAUCAAAUCAAAUAGUAAACUUGGGAAUUAAUUCAAAAUAUAAAUAUGAAUUAUGGCUCUUCCAAAAAAGAAUCUCAGAUUUGAAAAAAAUUGAAGAACAAUAUCAAAUCUUAGAACAAGUUGAUUAUAAUACUGAUGGGAAACAAAUUAAAGUUUCAAAAGAGAUGAAGAAUGAAAUUAGUGGGAAAUUAGAAAUUUUACAAAAUGAUUUUGAUGAAUUAAAUAUUAAAAUUGAAAAAGAUUUGAAAAAUGGGUUAGGUGAUAAAAAUGAUUCUGUUGUUGAUACUGAGUUAUUAGAUAAAAAGUGA
Molecule: messenger RNA, 963 nt
Organism: Hansenula ciferrii
Lineage: Eukaryota; Fungi; Ascomycota; Saccharomycetes; Phaffomycetales; Wickerhamomycetaceae
Exons: 1
Coding region: 1-963 (320 amino acids)
Source: RefSeq, a predicted model, not a curated record